GGGCAGCUUGCAGCUUUGAUCUCGAGUUCUUGUCAAAGAGUGUGGGGAACAAAACGCCUCUUCCAAACAACCAUACAAGAGUUGCACGGAAGCUACCAACAAGAUGUCGGCCGAUCAAAAGCCUCUGGGCUUCAUUUACCAGUUCGCGGCAGGAGCUAUUGCAGGCGUAUCGGAAAUCUUGGUGAUGUACCCGUUGGACGUUGUCAAGACUAGAAUACAAUUACAAGCUGGUGGAGCGACUGGUGCGGAUGCGUACACUGGCAUGGUUGAUUGCUUCCAAAAGAUUGUCAGAAAUGAAGGUUUCUCGCGUCUCUACCGUGGUAUCGAAGCCCCUAUCUUGAUGGAAGCACCAAAGAGAGCAACCAAAUUCGCGGCCAACGAUUCCUGGGGAAAGUUCUACCGUGAUCUGUUCGGCGUGGCAAAGGCAAAUCAAUCGCUAUCAAUCCUGACUGGUGCUACGGCUGGUGCUACCGAGGCUUUCGUUGUGGUUCCCUUUGAACUUGUUAAGAUUCGACUUCAAGACAAGGCCUCGGCAGGAAAAUACACUAGCAGUCUCGAUGCCCUUACCAAGAUCAUCAAGAACGAAGGUCCUCUCGCACUCUACAACGGACUUGAAAGUACUCUGUGGAGACAUAUCCUAUGGAAUGCAGGAUACUUCGGAUGCAUUUUCCAAGUCCGAGAACUUCUUCCCAAGACAGACAAGAAGGGCAUGCAAACAUUAAAUGAGAUGUUGGCAGGCGCUACUGGAGGAACUGUGGGAACAAUUCUCAAUACGCCUAUGGAUGUGGUCAAGUCUCGAAUCCAGAACAGUCCCAAGGUUGCAGGCUCAAUCCCCAAGUACAACUGGGCAUGGCCAUCUAUUGCACUUGUCAUGAAGGAGGAAGGCUUUGGCGCGCUCUACAAAGGCUUCAUUCCCAAGGUGUUGAGGUUAGGUCCAGGUGGAGGUAUUCUGUUGGUUGUCUACACAAAUGUCAUGGACAUGUUCCGCAGAAUGCAGAACCCGGUAGCAUAAUUGUAGAUGAUGGCAAAUUUCAGCAGAUCAGGCUCACUGCAUUUUCCGGAUAUUCAUACUAGAGAUUCCAUGUACAAUCUGAAAACUAUGGAUAGAGAGCAACAGGUUUUGGAGAGGGCGAGGCCACCUUCAAACAUACAAUUCGAGGAUAAAGCAAGUGCGGAAUAGAUAUCGUCCAAACCAAGUUCUUCUGAUGUCCAUAUGCUUAUUCCUGGACAUAUUAUCGGCUCUAGACGUUGUUUAUCUAAGGAAUGUUUUGGCCGUUGCACUUUGGUGAACUAGUCUGUCCUCGUUGGAUGUCCACUCCAUGUACCUCACGCCAU
Mollisia scopiformis is the source of this 1335-nucleotide messenger RNA. Its product is annotated as mitochondrial carrier. The coding region runs from base 104 to 1012 and encodes 302 amino acids. NCBI's taxonomy places the organism in Eukaryota, Fungi, Ascomycota, Leotiomycetes, Helotiales, Mollisiaceae. Gene Ontology annotation, biological process: transmembrane transport. The transcript has 7 exons. The record is from RefSeq and is a predicted model, not a curated record.